This is a messenger RNA of Nyctereutes procyonoides (raccoon dog), 859 nucleotides long. It is a transcript of the gene MSRB3, whose product is annotated as methionine sulfoxide reductase B3. Gene Ontology annotation, cellular component: cytoplasm. Bases 186 to 737 code for a protein of 183 amino acids. The record is from RefSeq and is a predicted model, not a curated record. Gene Ontology annotation, biological process: response to oxidative stress; protein repair. NCBI's taxonomy places the organism in Eukaryota, Metazoa, Chordata, Mammalia, Carnivora, Canidae. Gene Ontology annotation, molecular function: peptide-methionine (R)-S-oxide reductase activity. The transcript has 7 exons.
GGGGAGGGAGGGGCGGCGGCGGACGGCGGGUCCCUGCCCUUCCAUGAGCGCGCGGCGCAGCCCCCGGCGCCCCCUCUCGCCGCUCCUCUGCCUCUGGCUGCUCGCGGCCGCGGCGCGGGGAGGCGCGCAGGCAGCUCUUGCCCCUGUUCAUUGCCUUUCGUUCUGUUGGUGAAGAUAUCACAGUGAUGUCUGCAUUCAACCUGCUGCAUUUGGUGACAAAGAGCCAGCCAGUAGCCCUGCGAGCCUGUGGGCUUCCCUCAGGGUCAUGUAGGGAUAAAAAGAACUGUAAGGUGGUCUUUUCCCAGCAGGAACUAAGGAAGCGGCUAACACCCCUGCAGUACCAUGUCACUCAGGAGAAAGGGACCGAAAGUGCCUUCGAAGGAGAAUAUACGCAUCACAAAGAUCCUGGAAUAUAUAAAUGUGUUGUGUGUGGAACCCCAUUGUUCAGGUCAGAAAGCAAGUUUGACUCCGGUUCAGGUUGGCCUUCGUUCCACGAUGUGAUCAGUUCCGAUGCAAUCACAUUCACGGACGACUUUUCCUAUGGGAUGCACAGGGUGGAAACAAGCUGCUCUCAGUGCGGGGCUCACCUCGGGCACAUUUUCGACGAUGGCCCUCGUCCCACCGGCAAAAGAUACUGCAUCAACUCAGCGUCCCUGGCGUUCACACCCGCGGGCGGCGGCGCCCAGGGGAGCAGCGGGCCGGGUGGCCCGGCCGCGGAGGGCAGAGCCGAGCUGUAGGCCCGGAGCCCUGGCCCAGGGUCCUCGUGGCGCAGCUGGGUCCAAAGAAAAAUCAGAAAACAACUAAACCAAAAAACAAAACAAAAAAAAAAAAAAGAAAAAAAGAAACAAAACCCCAACAA